AAAGGGCAGCGUCAAUGGGCGUGAGGAGUCCCAGACCCGGGGUGCCUUCAGCAGUAAGGGCCAGACACGGCCCCGUGAAUAACCGCGCAACGACAGCAUGCCCUCUUGGCCCAAUCUCUCGCUGUGCCUCUCCCAUAACUGCAGCUGGGAGGAGACCCACAACGCCACAAGGAACGCUGACCUUGGCCUGCCUCCUCUUAAUUACUACUCAAUCCCUCUCCUCACUGUCAUCACCGUCGCCUGCACGCUGCUGUUUCUGAUCGGGGUGACCGGGAACGUCAUGACCAUCUUGGUAGUCAGUAAGUACCGGGACAUGCGCACUACCACUAACCUGUACCUGUGUAGCAUGGCCGUGUCAGACCUGUUCAUCUUCCUCUGUAUGCCACUGGACCUUUACCGGAUGUGGAGGUACAGGCCCUGGCGGUUUGGGGCCGCGCUCUGCAAGCUCUUUCAGUUCGUGUCAGAGUCAUGCACCUACUCCACCAUCCUGAGCAUCACUGCGCUCUCAGUGGAGCGCUACCUGGCCAUUUGUUUCCCGCUGCGUGCCAAGGCCCUGGUUACCAAAAGGCGGGUGCGCGCCCUCAUUCUGCUACUCUGGACAGUGUCUCUGCUGAGCGCCGGGCCUGUGUUUGUCAUGGUGGGAGUGGAGCGUGACAGUAUGUGGCCAGAUUACAGCUCGGGAAUGAAUGAGACUGGCUUCUCCCCGGAGGAAACGGACACCCGGGAGUGUAAGAUGACGCAUUACGCAGUGGAGUCGGGCCUGAUGGGGGCCAUGGUGUGGUUAAGCUCUGUGUUCUUCUUCAUGCCGGUCUUCUGUCUCACAGUGCUCUACAGCCUCAUAGGCCGCAGGCUGUGGCAGAGGCACAGAGAGACAAACAUCAGCUCCCGUGUGGCUCACCGGGAUAAAAGCAACAGGCAGACCAUCAAGAUGCUGGUGGUGGUGGUCCUGGCCUUCGUCCUAUGCUGGUUGCCGUUCCAUGUGGGUCGCUACCUGCAGUUCCGCUUUCUGGACGCACCGUCCCCGCUGCUGUCUGUGUUGUCCGAGUACUGCAGUUUGGUGUCCGUGGUUCUCUUCUAUCUGAGCGCCGCCAUCAACCCCAUCCUCUACAACACCAUGUCCUGGAAGUACAGGGGCGCAGCGGCGCGCCUCUUCGGCCUGACCGACAGUCAGCCUACAAGAGGCCGCACAGCCAGCACCAUGAAGGGAGACGGCUCAAACGGCUGGACGGAAUCCACAGUUAGCUUCUAAACGUAUGACUGUCAAAAAAAGUGUGGAUAUGAUUUGAAAAACUAUCAGUCAUAAGAUGAUAACACUCACCCAAAGCCAUUAUUUCUGUCAGGGCCUAGAAAAACUGUUCUGCACAUGUGAGUGCAGCACUUGCCUUUAUUCAACUGGGACAAAAAGAAACAGGAUGAGAAAAGUGCAAACCACAAAAAGCUGUAAGCCUCUAUCCACUUUGUCAACACGCAUCAAUAGAACUUCGAUUUUUGUCAAACAGUUCAUUUUCUUGUUGGAUUAUUUCAGCAAGUGCCAUCCAGUAUUCAUACAACACACUCAGCAGCAUUUCAAAAGCACCACUGGUGGAGUGGAAAACACACACACACACACACACACACACACACACACACACACACCAGCCUCAAGUGCUUGUAUUGAUCCAAAUGUGAACAACAUGGGGGCUCACACACCCGGAAUACACGCACACAUAUAAAUAUAACAGACAUUUACAAUUGCCUUAUAUUGUAUUCAUACUCUGGAUGACAAAGAAAGCACUGUAGAAUUUGUGGCACUGGUCUGCACUCCUUCAGGGAGUGGCAGCGGUGCAGUGUGUGUGUGUGUGUGUGUGUGUGUGUGUGUGAGUGUG
Messenger RNA from Epinephelus fuscoguttatus (brown-marbled grouper), 1865 nucleotides. RefSeq names its product growth hormone secretagogue receptor a (gene ghsra). The coding region runs from base 98 to 1249 and encodes 383 amino acids. The transcript has 2 exons. Gene Ontology annotation, biological process: hormone-mediated signaling pathway; G protein-coupled receptor signaling pathway. Gene Ontology annotation, cellular component: plasma membrane. The record is from RefSeq and is a predicted model, not a curated record. Lineage: Eukaryota; Metazoa; Chordata; Actinopteri; Perciformes; Serranidae. Gene Ontology annotation, molecular function: growth hormone secretagogue receptor activity.